AUGGAGGGAGAUCCUAAUUGGAAGCCUAACGAACAAGGCGGAGAGCCAAGUGGGAACAAUGCUGCUAAUGAUUGGAGAUCCAAGCAUGAGCCUGAUCUACGGAGAAGGGUUCUUAACGUCAUAAUUGAGAAACUGAAGAAAAUCUUUCCUAAUCAUAAAGAAGAUGAUAUUAGCGAUUGCGCUGGCAGAGUUGAGAACAAGGUCUAUGGCACGGCCACAUCUAAGGAUGAUUACUUGCGGAAACUCGCCCACAAGACGCGUGCGAUUGAAGAAAAAAUGCAAUCUCGUUCUGCAGAUCCAGCUCAAGUUGUGAACCAAGGGCAAUCACUUCCAACAAGCCAACAAUGGUUACCACAAAACGUCCAGAGCAAUCUCAACAUGCCUGGCUCUUCUGAUUUGCCAAGUCAGGUCCCUGCUCAGAACGCAAACAUUCAGAUGGGUGAAGGAGGUCACUCAAAUCUUCUCCCCGGCGGCGGCUCUCAAAGCCAGAUUCAGGGAAGGCAGCAGCAACAGCUUCUUCCUCAGCAGCAGCCAGAGCUUAUUCCUCAGCAGCAGCCACAGAGUUCUAACUACAUGUACCAGCAACAAGUGAAUCAACAGAUUCUCAUAGAGAAAAUCCGUCACGCGAACAUGCAACCUCCUUACAUGCAGCAGUAUCACCAGCAGAGUAUGAUGACACAACCUAUUCAUCAGCAGUUGUCGGCUCUUCAUCAGUCCUUUAUUCAAUCUCCCGCUCUUACUACUCUACCGUCAUCAUCGUACCAACAAAACUCUCAGCUCUUGCCAAGACCUCAGUUUCCAACACACCUGGUCCAGUCUACUCAUCAGCAGCAGAUGGCUGCGCCGUCCAAACAACAAGAGCAAGAGCCACUCAUUAAUCAACUGAGAAAUGUUACAGACGCACACCAAGGAGCUUUCAUGGUGUCGUCGUCACAGCAUAGCAAUAUGGCUGGCUUUCAAGCAAUGGCACAACAGAAUAACAACAACAACUUCCAAAAUAUGCACCAGCAUCAACAACACCUUCCAGCAUUUUCCUCACAGCAGCAAUACAUGAUGAACGGCGUUCAAUCUGGUAACUUUAACGUGCCUGGAUCAAGUUUCUUGGGUACUCAAGGCCAAGAGAUGGGACAAUCUCAACCAAUGAUGUUACAACAAUACCAUCCGCAGCAGCCUCAGAACGGAAGCUUUCAGCAACAUUUUGAUGAUACUCAAAGGUAUCAAGCAGCAGGCUCUUUUCACCAAACGCAAAACAUAGCAGAGCAACAGAAUCAGGCUUAUCAUUCACAGAGAGCCCCUCCUGCAAAUCCAUCUACAUCUCAAGAUUCUACAGGCAAGACUGUGAAUGGCAGUGGUGGGGACUGGAAGGAGGAGACCUAUCAGAAGAUAACAGCCAUGAAGGAUGUGUAUUUACCUGUUAUGGCUACCUUGUUCGACAAAGUCACGGAAAAAUUGCAGCUGCUUGGAUCUGUCCCUCCACAAGACAUGCUAAAUGAGCCGACUGCAAAGCUAAGAAACGGCGAGAAGACGUUGAAAUUUAUUAUCAACUACUUAAAUACUCCCAAGAACAUGAUAACAACGACGCACAGAGCCAAUUUUAGUCGGUGUGAGAAAGAAAUAUAUAAGUUGGCCAAGAGGACCUGGCCUCAAAAGCUAAUGCAGCAACAGCAGCAGCAGCAACAACAACAACAACAACAACAACAACAACAAGGGCAAUCCCAAGGUGGUCAAGUCCAUGGCUCGCAGUCGCAGCCUAUUGACAACGAUCAAAUGACUUCACGGUUGAUACCAAGUCACCAGCAAUACAUGGCGUCGUCUUCUUCAGCCUCUGGCCUUACGACAUCACAGACCGCAAUGCCUCAUUCGUUUCAGACAAGGCCUAAGAUGGAACCAAAACAUGAGAACAACAACAUCAUGGCCUCCUCAGGAAAUGUCUUGUUACCUCCUCCGAAUCAGCAGCAGCAGCAGCAAUUUCAUCAUCCCCAGAUGCCGCCACAACAACAGCCAGUGCAGAGGCAGAAGCAUCAGCAGCAGCUUCAAAUACCGACUUCACAUCAGACAAAUGAGAUGAGGCAGAGGAAAAUCAACAAAAAAGCUGCUCGCCCGCAAGCUUCUCCUCCUAUAUUUUCGCCAUCAGCUUCAUCCACUCAGAUACAGAGUAACUCUACUCCUCUGUUGGUGAACCAGCAGAUUCUUCCAUCCUCAUCUUCUCCAGUCCCCGGGGAUCCCGAAAUGCCUAUCUCCGUUGAGUCUCCUCCUCCUCCUAGCUAUGACGUUGCGGUAAAAGAAACCUUAGAUUGUCCUGUUCAAGUCUUCACUCAAGAACAACCUCUGUCUACUCUGCCUCCCGAGCCAAUCGAAGAUCUGUCUACUCUGCCUCCCGAGCCAACCGAAGAGCAGCGGCCUAUUGAUCGACUAAUCAAAGCGAUUCAAUCAUCAACACCGAAGUCCUUGGAAGAAUCUGUAAGUGAGAUGAAGUCCGUGAUCAGUUUGUCUGACAGGAUGGCGGGAUCGGUCCACUCUAAUAGAGGAUCUAGAGCUUGUGUAGCCGAGGAUCUGACUGCGAGGACUAAGCACCGUUUGGAGCAAGAAGAAGAAACAACAAGUCCGAAUAAGAGAUUCAAGCGCAUGAUCAGCACUGUGCCUCAAGAGAUUGCACCACAAACUGAAACUAAUCAACAGUUUACUAGCCCUGAAUCUGAAGUUGAUUCCACAGCAUCGUCUGGCUCCAAAAAUGGAAAGAUUGAGCCUGGUUUUGCUCUCAUGCAAGAAAUCAAAGAAAUAAAUGGGGGACUUGUUGAGACCGUGGUAGAGAUUUGCGGUGAAGAUGCUUAUGAUCCAAGUGACGUAACUUCAGGAACAAUCGUUACGUGUUCUUAUGUUCCUGUGGCUCUCUGUGCCGCAUUCCAAGCUCAUUACAACUCUGGAGAAAUCUCACAGAUUCAGCCGUUACGUGUACUAGUUCCUGCGAUUUACCCAUAUGGUCCCCCAUUACUUGCUGAUAAUAUCCCAUUUGAAGCAAGUGUUGAAAGCAAUGAGGAUUUGUCAGCGAGAACCAGAUCGAGGUUCAGUUUGUGCAUUAAGGAGCUUUCAGAACCAAUGUCUUUGAAAGACAUAGCUCAAACUUGGGAUGAUUGUGCGAGAGCGACAAUGGCUGAGUAUGCAGAGCGGCAUGGUGGAGGCACUUUCAGCUCCAAGUACGGUCAUUGGGAGAAUGGUUCAAAAUCCUCAUGA
This is a messenger RNA of Microthlaspi erraticum, 3231 nucleotides long. Lineage: Eukaryota; Viridiplantae; Streptophyta; Magnoliopsida; Brassicales; Brassicaceae. The record is from the annotation of a GenBank genome assembly.